This is a messenger RNA of Salvelinus fontinalis (brook trout), 3307 nucleotides long. Its product is annotated as testin-like. Gene Ontology annotation, molecular function: zinc ion binding. The record is from RefSeq and is a predicted model, not a curated record. Bases 233 to 2278 code for a protein of 681 amino acids. Lineage: Eukaryota; Metazoa; Chordata; Actinopteri; Salmoniformes; Salmonidae. The transcript has 7 exons.
GAAUGUGAUCAACUUUCACCCGGUGCAAAAACGCCUACUCGGGACAGAUUAUACGAAUCCCAUCAAUGCAAUCAACCGGACAGCGGUGCUUGAAGAAGUGGUGGGCGAGUAAAAUCGAUAAACUCUCGGUUUAGUUUCUAAAGAUUGGUGUCAACGUAAAGUCAGUCCAAGUUUUUGGUGUUUAUUUGCAAGUUACGGCGGGACUCAAACAACAUACGGAGGGGAAUUGAAAAUGGAGGUAGAAAAGGAAAUAAAGAAGAUGACCCUGGGCCACGAGAUUGGUGCCGGAGCCACGUGCCUGAAAUGCAAGGACAAAUGCGAGGGGUUCGAGCUGCACUUCUGGAGAAAAAUCUGCCGGAACUGUAAGUGUGGCCUGAUGGACCACGAUGUUCAGAUGAACUCUGAGGAUAACAGGAAGGUUGGCAAGCUGUUUGAGGACACCAAGUACACGGGUCUCGUCGCCAAGCUCAAGACAGACGGCGACCCCACAUACAAGGGCAACCAGGUCACCUUCUCCAUCUCCUCCAGCCCCAUGUCAGCCACCGCUGUACCAUACAGUCCCCACACUGUGCCAGCCAAUGCUGGGGCCGGUGCUGGAUCUUGGGGCGAAGUUGGGGCGGGGGCCGUAGCUGGGUCUGGUGCUGGAGCAGGCGCCGGUUAUGGGGCCAGUGCUGGGGCUGGUGCUGGGCCCGCUACCAUGUCUAAACCAGGGGCAAUCAGACCUAAUGCUGUGUCAGUCAAUGUCGUGCCAGUCAGGAAGGAUGCCGUGAUGUCUGUCACCUACGAGUGGGCACCGCCAGGGGUCAAACAGUAUAUGGCAGUCCGCUACAUUGAGCUCCUGCCCCCAGAGAGGCGUCCCAUAGCGGGCACGGAGGGUGCAGCCUACCGCCGGCAACAGAUGGCAGUGCAGCUACCGGAGCACGACCAGGACCCGGCCAAGUGCCACGAGCUGACCCCCGCAGAGGUCAAACAGAUGCAGCAGUUCGUCCGCAAGUACAAGGACGAGGCCCUGGGAGUGGGAGACAUCAAGCUGCCCGAGGAGAUGAUGGGACAGGGUCUGGGUCAGGAGAGAGGACCAGGACAGGGAGCACCAGGCAUGGGAGCACCAGGCAUGGGAGGACCAGGGAUGGGAGCACCAGGGAUGGGAGCACCAGGCAUGGGAGCACCAGGCAUGGGAGCACCAGGCAUGGGAGCACCAGGCAUGGGAGCACCAGGCAUGGGAGCACCAGGCAUGGGAGCACCAGGCAUGGGAGCACCAGGCAUGGGAGCACCAGGCAUGGGAGCACCAGGCAUGGGAGCACCAGGCAUGGGAGCACCAGGCAUGGGAGCACCAGGGAUGGGAGCACCAGGCAUGGGAGCACCAGGGAUGGGAGGACCAGGGAUGGGAGGACCAGGGAUGGGAGGACCAGGACAGGGAGGACCAGGACAGGGAGGACCAGGACAGGGAGGACCAGGAAUGGCAGAACACCCAGGGAUGGCAACAGCUGGGGGAGCCUUUGGGCCUGCAGGUCCUGGUCUUCGGACUAGACCCGGGGCUGGGGGUGCACUUGGGCCAGCCGGACCAGUUCAGCCUGGGAUGUGGGCUGGGGGUUACCCUGGGGCAGGAAAGGGUGCACCAGAAGACAUGGGUACUGCUGCCACCACUACCGCUGGGUCAAUGGGCACUCCGGGAGCCCCUGGACCUCACCUGACUGGGCCCUGUGGACAAUACUCGUGCCACCAGUGCCAACUGCCCAUGCGUCAGGGCGAGCCUGCGGUGUAUGCAGAGCGUGCUGGCUACGACAAGCUGUGGCACCCAGCCUGCUUUGUAUGCUGUACCUGCUCAGAGCUCCUGGUGGACAUGAUCUACUUCUGGAAGAAGGGACAGCUCUACUGCGGACGCCACUACGGAGACAGCGAGAAGCCCCGCUGUGGAGGCUGUGACGAGCUGAUCUUCAGUAAUGAGUACACACAGGCCGAGGACCAGAACUGGCACCUGAAACACUUCUGCUGCUUCGACUGUGACUGUGUUCUGGCUGGAGAGACCUAUGUUAUGGAGAACAACAAGCCUGUCUGCAAGCCCUGCUACAUGAAGAGCCACGCAGUAGUAUGUACAGCCUGUCAGAACCCAGUGGAGCCCGAGGCCCAGCGUGUCUCCUACGGGGAGUUCUGCUGGCACGCUGAGCCCCAGUGCUUCCAGUGCUCCUGCUGUGCUAAGUGUCUCAUUGGAGAGCGCUUUAUGGCCAUACAGGGCAUGCUUUUCUGCUCUGUCGAGUGCAAGAAGAAGACCAUGACCUAAGAAGACUAUGGCCCAGAGCAGCGCACCGCAGCUCAACCUGAUGACAAAAUUAUUCAAGUCUGUUCUAGAAUGCGAACAAUGGUCAUUUCCCUUGAGCCUCAAACAACGUGGCUCAGUCUGCAACUGAUUCUUGCCCAGAUCACAAUCAACUCUGCUCCUGAUGACAACCAACCCCAGUCCUGAACUCAGCUAAUUUGAGUUUUCACUCUGCUUAUUUCCGCUCAAGACUGCAACCAAUCAUCUGAAUAACAGUUGGGAAUAACCUCAAUAUUGUCUGUUUCUCACGUGACAUGCACUGUUUUCUUCUACUGUGUCUCAAUGAAACUACUCUAGUUUUAUUGAGAUACAUUUAGUUGAAGUCUUGUUUCAGCACACUUGUAAUUUCACAGUCACUUAUUCAUCCGAGUGUAAAUCGGCUUUGGGUUCACUACUCUGUCUACUACCAAAAUAACUACCUUGGGUUGUUCUCAUAUCAUUCGGCCUGUUGCUUUCUCUCUAGAAUGUACGACUGAUUACAGAUAUCCAACUCUAAGCAGCAGUACAAUAGCAAUAACCUUACGAGAAAUGAUGCUUUGUGUGCAGUGUUGCUUUUCCGCUAGAAGCAGCUCUUUGUUGUUACAGGCGGAUAAGUAUCGGACUAUGCCAAGUGGCUGACUGAGUCUCUCCAACACGGUCCUGGAGAACCCAGGGGAACGCAGGUUUUCACAAGUGACACUACUAUGGAAAACAUCACUGAAAUGGGAAGGCAGGUGAUGUCACAUCUAUGUGAUCUACAGCACAUCUUCAAAUUACGACGACUCUUGAGGACCAACGAAAUGAUAAGAAGAAAUGAGAAAGUGCUGUUCUUUCUACUGUGGUGUCUAAUUACCUGCGUCCUCCUUUCCUUCCUGCUGUCUUUUUUAUAUUAUAAUAUUGUCUUCACAAUAAUUUGCCAUUUGCUUUCUGUUGUUUCUUGCUCAAUGAAAAGCACUUGAUGAUAUUUUCUCCUCACGCUCUUACAACCUAAUAAAGAUUUUUUGCCAUGAUUAA